AGCGACAAAAUAAAAUAUAGAGGAAUAUAAGGAGAAAAAAUAUAUACAAAAAUCAUUUCUGAGGUGUAUGUUGGAGAAUACGAAGAAUAUUAGGGGGUAGAUAAGUAUUUAAGUAUGGCAUCAACAAUACCAUAUACAUAAAAUUAAGGAUUAAUCCAAGUCUUUGGACACACAAAGCUUAGGCUUAGGAUGCGUUAUAAAUAGGGGUCCCCCCCCAAUGGUUGGUGCACUCCUGUCAAAAGCUUCAUUCACUCACAAACACCAUCGCACGCACAGAAAAGAAACAGAGAGAGAGAGACUCUUCCAUCAAUGGCCACCAAAAUCUACAUUGUCUCAGUAUAAAAACAAGUCAGGAGGAGGGUAUUUUUCUAGGAAAAGGCGACUGGCUAUUAUAUUGGUAGUGAUUCUGUCGCCUCAAUGCUCAUCCUCGCAGUUCUAUAUUGGUUCAGGAUAAGGAGCAUGAAAGGGAGAGGAGGACAACCCAAAUUUCUGAAUGAUCCCACUGCUUCUGGUGUACGAAGAUAUGAAGAUUUGCCAAUUGAUGAACACAGAGGAGAAACAGAUUUACCUUUUUUCGAUUUAACCACCGUGGUAGCAGCCACAGAAAACUUCUCUUCUGCUAACAUGCUUGGCCAUGGCGGCUUCGGCAUGGUAUAUAAGGGAUGUCUAGCUGAUGGACAGGAAAUAGCUGUUAAAAGAUUAUCGAGAAAUUCAGGACAAGGCAUAGACGAAUUCAAGAACGAAGUAAUGCUUAUUGCAAAGCUUCAGCAUAGAAAUCUUGUGAGGCUUUUGGGUUGCUACAUACAUAAAGAAGAGAUGAUGCUAAUCUAUGAAUACAUGCCAAAUCGUAGCUUGGACUUAUGCAUUUUUGAUAAAAACGGAAAUUCGUUGUUAGAUUGGAGAAAAAGAUUUCAAAUUAUCAUUGGGAUUGCUCGAGGCGUCUUAUAUCUUCAUCAAGAUUCGAGACUAAAAAUAAUCCACAGGGAUUUGAAAGCGAGCAAUAUUUUACUGGAUGGUUCAAUGAACCCAAAAAUAUCAGAUUUUGGCAUAGCAAGGAUGUUCGGGGAUGACCAAACUCAAGCAAACACGAACAAAGUUGUUGGCACCUACGGUUACAUGUCACCGGAGUAUGCUAUGGAUGGGCUAUAUUCCACAAAAUCCGAUGUGUUUAGCUUUGGAGUCUUGACACUAGAGAUCAUUAGUGGAAGGAAGAAUAGCUUCCAAUUUGAAAAUUCAUCUCUGAAUCUAGUUGGAAUAAUAUGGGGCUUGUGGACUGAAGGAAAAGUCUUGGACAUAAUUGAUUCAUCAUUGAACCAGUCGUAUUCAACUCCUGAAGUUAUGAGAUGCAUUCAGAUUGGGCUCUUGUGCGUGCAAGAAUACCCAACAGACCGGCCAACCAUGCUAGAUGUUGUGUUCAUGUUGGGGAAUGAAACGACUCUUCCACGCCCGAAAAAGGCAGCGUUUAGUUUGAAAAAUAGUGGUCCGGAUUCUUCAAUGUCUAAAGAAGCUUCUUUUGUAAAUGAUGUAACAGUAACAGUUAUUGAAGCUCGUUGAGUUUGCACUUUGCUAGCUCUUGUAGAGAUUUUGCGUUACUUCUCAAGUAUUUGUACUCAAAUCGAGAUUCCUUGUGUAGAGAAGGCAAUGCCUUUGAAAUUGUCGAUUCAUCUCUGGGCGAAUCGUAUCAUGUCAACGAAGUUGUGAGAUGUAUCUAAAUUGCCCUGUUAUGUGUGCAA
Pyrus x bretschneideri (Chinese white pear) is the source of this 1733-nucleotide messenger RNA. Its product is annotated as G-type lectin S-receptor-like serine/threonine-protein kinase SD1-1. Gene Ontology annotation, molecular function: ATP binding; protein serine/threonine kinase activity. Gene Ontology annotation, biological process: protein phosphorylation. The coding region runs from base 418 to 1554 and encodes 378 amino acids. The record is from RefSeq and is a predicted model, not a curated record. Lineage: Eukaryota; Viridiplantae; Streptophyta; Magnoliopsida; Rosales; Rosaceae. The transcript is spliced from 7 exons.